Messenger RNA from Paraphaeosphaeria sporulosa, 2150 nucleotides. Its product is annotated as ankyrin. The transcript is spliced from 3 exons. Lineage: Eukaryota; Fungi; Ascomycota; Dothideomycetes; Pleosporales; Didymosphaeriaceae. Bases 234 to 2105 code for a protein of 623 amino acids. The record is from RefSeq and is a predicted model, not a curated record. Gene Ontology annotation, molecular function: protein binding.
GCCAAACUUGCGGGCCUCUCGAACAGCACUUCGACUUCAACCUAGACAAAGCCCCUGCAACGGAGGGCACUGUGCACAAUCGCUUCGCACUCAGCGCGAAAGGCUUCCGAUUGGUGCUGUGAGCAUAUACCCCUGAGAGCAGGUGGCCUUGGCACAGCCCCCGCCACCGCACUGUGCGAUGAGCCUUUCAUUGGCUACUAAUCUCGUACGCUGAAGUAUAUCCUCGCGCGGAUAUGAUACCUGCCAAAACCCUUCCAAACCAGCCCAUUGAAAUCUCUACCUUCAACAUGCCAAAAGUCAGUACACCCGUCACCGGCACGACGGGACUUCCAUCUCGAAGGAAGGAAAGAAAGCCACGAGUGUUGAGUUACAGCAAAUGCCGGUUCUGCAGAGAUCCAAAGGUCAAAAGCAAGUGCAUUUGGGACCAAGGCUCCUGGCCGAACAAAUGUCGAAGGUGUUUCGAGAAAAACCUCGUGUGCUCUCCUCCGCUUCACAAGGCUGAAGAACGCUGGGAAAGUUCCAGGGCUCGACCGCCCAAUUUGCCCGCUCUGAGUAUUUCCGAGGAGCCGAUCUUCGAUGGUUCUCUUGAGCAUCGAGCUGUCAGUACUGAUAUCAUCGAGGAAUCUACGGAACUCAACGAUAUUCGAAUUCUACAGCUCCUAGCCCUACGAUCUAUGAUCCUCAUGGCUCUGGAAGAUUACGUUGCCAUCUGUGAGUCGCUAUUAGAGCCCAUGAAGCACGAUCCAGUAUGGGAGCAGCAUGCGGAUGUCUUGUAUAGAGGAUGCUCGGCGUACGAACAAUUUGCUCGGGCCCUACAGAAUCGUAUUGAUUGUCUAGCGCCACACAGCAAGCUUGCCAUUAGCGCGGCCCUGGAUCUGGAACAUUUCUCUUGCGCCCCGAGACUUUUCCUUCGUUCUGGCGAGGAAGCUCGGGCGAAAUACCACCAAUACACUGAUUCAAUAAUAGAUGGAUAUCAUGGAGAAGGUCACCACGGCAUCGUCACUGUGCUUCUUAUGCGACAAUUUUUGAGAUUCGGCGUAAUUACCGAUCGACUACCAGUGUUUUUCGAAUGUCGGCGCAAUUUCAUGACGGACGUUGCCACCUUCAUGAGCAGCGAUGUAAUAGAGGAGGUUGCUUCACAAGAACAUAUCAGACUAUUAGAAGAUUCUCAGCUGUUUAUUCCUGGGACGCUGCUGAGGCAUCCACAAAUUAGACGGGACUACGAGGAUGUUGGCCUCAAAGAUUGCCUCGGACGAUCAGUGGCUCUCCGCAAGUACGAUGCUGGGAUCAUUGAAGAGCAACAAAACAUCAAUCAAGAUCCAUACGACUGUAUGGGGAGGACACUUUUACAUGCAGCUUGCGCAAGAGAUGACGACCACGUUAUUGACCCAUUGAUUACAAAGGGGUUGAUCUGCGCCACGAAAUCAGACUCCGGUCUUUCUCCACUCCAUAUCGCUGCCAUGAGGGCGCCAAAGACAUUUGAGAAGCUAUAUCUCUACUACAAGCAGUUAGAUGAUUUCAGCAUUCUUGUGUCAAAGGUUGAUGUAUGCGACCGAACCAUACUUGAAUGGGCUGCGAGUUGCGGACACAAUCAAAUCUUCCGGUUUCUCUUGAGUACGCAUAAUUUCCAGUGGUAUGAAGGCGAUUUCAUUGACCACGUUAAUGAAGUUGGGCUCUCCAAGGGAAUGGUCAUGACUCUGCUUGAACUGGUAUUGCACUAUAAUCACAGCAACAUUGUGGAAACCAUCAUGAGACAAGCUGGGGAUGAACUACUCAAAGACGACCAGGAUCGCACACCGUUGUGGUAUGCGGCGCACUAUAAGUGUUUCGAUGCAUGGCGUUUUCUGGUUUUCCAUUUUGAGGGGCAUGACAUCCAGCUUGAAAUACGCGAUAAACAACAACGAACGCCAUUGAUGGAGGCAGCCCGCAUGGGUUUUGAUCAGGGGCUCGAGUUCUUGCUUGGACGUCCAGCAUCAAUGAUAUCUGUUGGGAACCCAUGGCUAAGAGACCUCGCCGGUAAAACUGCGCUGGAGCUCGCUCAAGACAACGGUCAUGCAUAUUGCACACAACUACUAAUGGAUUGGGAGAGCGAUUAUAUCACCUGAAAAUCUACGAUGUUUUGCUGUGUAUGUUACACGUGGUACAAGUUG